AUGAAUCCCUCGAAGGAUCUACAUUCAUCAAGCUAUCUUGUUCGAGAAACAUUUAUUGUUCCUAAAGACGAUCAAGAUAUUAAUUUAGUUCCUGAACGAAAAAAUGUACAACAAAAAAGAAAUACUGAAUAUCUUAUUCAAGUUUUAUAUAAAUUAAAAUUUUCUGAAGAAGAAUGUAUUUCUCGUUUUAGUGCUUCAUUUGAAAAUCAAGUGGAUUCUUCUAGUCAACAGAGAAAUUCUGAAUCGCUUUGGAAGACAUGGAAAUAUCGUCUAGCACUAGCAAGAACAACUCAAGAAAGAUCCGAAGCUUUGAAAUUUUUGAGUUCAUACAAAGACAAAUCAAAUAGUUGUCAUCAUUUACCGACAUUCAACGAGCUACAAACUGAACACGAUAAUCAUGAUUCUAAAGAUGCACGUAGUGUUUCACAAUUACAGGUCGACAAGAUUGAAAGUGAUCCAAGUUUUCAAAAAAACCAAAUUCGUAUUUCUCGAAAGAGCAAGUCAGUAAAAAAAGAUAAAAACGUCAUAAAAGUAAAAGAACAGUUAAACUUAUCAGAAGAUACAAAUCAAAAAGCAUUGUCUUUGGAAGAGAAACUUGCAAACAAUCGUGAAUUAAAUAUAAUAGGCAUCAUGAAUCUAUCUUCAAUGAAUUUGACUGAUAAUGAUAUGCUAUUGGUUAUAGAGAAAAUUUUCGGAAAACACAAAACAAAAUGUACUGGAUUUAUCUUCCGUGAUAACGCUCUGACAUCGAUUGGCAUGAAAAUGUUUGUCGACGCAAUACUUGCGACACGAAUGAAGUUAAAAUAUCUUAAUCUCUCGAAUAAUUUGAAUAUUGGAGACGCUGGAAUUGAACAUGUAGUGUAUUUAUUUAAAAAAAGUCGAUCGAUAAAUUUUCUAGCAUUAUCCAAUACGGGUAUUACUGAUCGAGGUGUUCGAUUACUAGCUGAUUUACUUUGUGAUGUUGAUGCUGAUACUGAUUCAUGUUGUUCAUCUCUCGAAAAACUUUAUUUAUCUUUCAAUACGUCGAUUACUGAUGAAUCAAUGGAAGCUCUUCUUCAAAUAAUUGAACAAAAUCGAACUUUGAAGUUACUCUCUGUACAAUACUGCAGUUUAUCUGAUCAAGCUCGACAAUUAUUGAGAGAAACAGGUAGAAAAAAGAAGAAGAAAAAAUUCAGUCUGUCAGAGUAAAACGAAAAAACCUAAUACGAACUAACUUUCUUUGUAUGUUGUUUUUUAAGUCAAUUUUCAACAUGAGAUAUAUCGUUGUACUAUUUCUUCUUGUUUUUAUUUGUAUUUGUUUCUUUCUUAUCUAUGUUUUGUCUUCAUUGUCUAAAUCUUUUAAUUGAUCGCGCGCUUAUUGGGUGUGGGUAUAGGUAGACAUGCAUCAAACUCAAACCCAAACCAUUCGAGAGUUUGGAUUUGUCACAUGAAACUCACCAAAUCAUUUGACUUUGGCUACAAGACCAUUUCUGUGAAGUCACUUUUGUAUAUAUACAAUGGUGUUUUUCAUAUAAAUAUAACCAAAGGUAUAUUUCUAUGUUUCAUAUUGUCAAACAUCAAAAUGAAGUUAUUCUUAAUCUUAAUAGGAUAAGCUUGCAGGACGGAAAUUUCUGAUUGAUUUAUCUAAAAUUUGAUAAGUUGAAAAUUGAAACAACCUUUUUCAGUCGCAGAAACGAUGUGAGAGUAAAUAAAAUGUGUAUGAAAAAGUUUUUAUCGACUACAUUAGUAAGUGUAGCUUAUGAUAUAUAUCAGAGAUGUGAGUGUCAACGCAUGGACGAAAAUAAGAAACAAAAGAAAUGCGGUAGAGAAGAUAAAGGUAAUAUCACGAGAAAAGAAGAGAAAGAAGUGUCAUGUCACUGCAUAGGAUAUGUGUUUAUGUAUAUGUAGAGAAUGCAAAACAAAACGGCGAGAGAAAGAUGAACACAGAAGGCAAAGAGAAGAAUUUAUGAUGGAUGAAAAAUGAAAGAGUAGUUACGACUGCUAUAAUGGCACUGACAUGAAACGAAAGAGUCGAACGUCUUCUUCAAGUUACUAGUUGAAGAUAGAAGAAAAGCAUCCGAAAAGAAAAAGGAUGGAGCGUGGGUAUGGGUGUGGGAAUACUCUGUUUGAAAAGGCACUCGUACCAAUCCACGCUCACACCCUCACGCCACCCAAAAACAUCAUGCCAUUAAUGAAAACAUAUUUCAAUGUCAUCUGAAGUACUAUAAUUCUCUUCAUCAUCAAUUCUUGAUCCCUUAAGCAUAGUAUAUGUC
Molecule: messenger RNA, 2252 nt
Organism: Rotaria sordida
Lineage: Eukaryota; Metazoa; Rotifera; Eurotatoria; Philodinida; Philodinidae
Source: the annotation of a GenBank genome assembly